UUCAAUUUUCGAAACUGGAAAUUACAAUAAAGCCCUUCUCUUCAUCCUGAUCAACAACAUCCCUUCAUCGAGAAAGGGAAUGGCGGACUCUUCUUUCAAUUGUUUCUAAUCUUUUUGCUUAAAAAGGUUUGUGUUUUUUGAAAAGAUCAAAUGGAUGUGGAUUUCAUUGCAAGUGGAAUUUCGGACGAGGACGAUAUUCCAUUUAUUGAUCAAAACAAUGAUCUUUCUAAUUUCGAGGGCGGGAGAUGUGGGAUAUGCAUGGAUAUUAUAAUAGACAGGGGAGUCCUUGAUUGUUGUCAACACUGGUUCUGUUUUGCAUGUAUUGACAACUGGGCAACAAUCACAAACCUUUGCCCUCUUUGCCAGAGUGAAUUUCAGUUGAUCACCUGCAUUCCGGUAUAUGAUACCAUUGGAAGCAAUAAAGUUGAGGGUGAUUCAUUUUCCAGAGAUGAUGAGUGGUCCAUUGAAGGGAAGAGCAACACUCUUUCAUUCCCGUCAUACUACAUUGAUGAAAAUUUAUCUGCUUGGAUGGAGAUGGCUGCAAAGUUCGAAGUCUAUCCACCAAUAUUGAGGGAGAUCCUGAUCUCGAUACAUCAAUUGCUUGCGACUCUUGUGAUAUUUGGUACCAUGUUUUUUGUGUGGGUUUUGAUACUGAAGGCACAUCAGAAGACACUUGGCUGUGCCCAAGAUGUGUACUAAAUCAAUCUUCACAAAACUCUGUUGUGAUUCCUGAGAAAGCAAGCACCCAGCAUGAUUCAGAGAUUACUAAUGGUGAAUAUGUGAUGGAUACCACUUUCUCUGGGAAGUUGUCUGUUUCUGUUGCGGACACUGG
Hibiscus syriacus is the source of this 832-nucleotide messenger RNA. Its product is annotated as E3 ubiquitin-protein ligase RMA3-like. Bases 151 to 699 code for a protein of 182 amino acids. The transcript is spliced from 9 exons. NCBI's taxonomy places the organism in Eukaryota, Viridiplantae, Streptophyta, Magnoliopsida, Malvales, Malvaceae. The record is from RefSeq and is a predicted model, not a curated record.